Messenger RNA from Frieseomelitta varia, 1319 nucleotides. RefSeq lists its product as uncharacterized. Gene Ontology annotation, molecular function: olfactory receptor activity; odorant binding. The transcript has 8 exons. The coding region runs from base 96 to 1319 and encodes 407 amino acids. The record is from RefSeq and is a predicted model, not a curated record. Gene Ontology annotation, cellular component: plasma membrane. Gene Ontology annotation, biological process: detection of chemical stimulus involved in sensory perception of smell; sensory perception of smell. Lineage: Eukaryota; Metazoa; Arthropoda; Insecta; Hymenoptera; Apidae.
UCCGCCGGACGUUACGUUUGAAACGGAAUACCUAAUGACACUCGAUUACGAACGAAUCGCCAACGAACUUUAUUUGAUGGGUCUGUCUACAGUCGAUGGCGACAGGUCAGUCUUUGGCGAGUGAUCAUCGAAAUUCGACGUCGGCGGGCAUCGAGAUUCUCGGAAUGGACAGCGCACAGUACGGAUACCUGCGAUUGAACAAGAACAUGCUCUUUAUAAUGGGCAUCUGGCCUUAUCAAACCGUUCAGCACAGAAGUUUCGCGUCGCUGGUUUUCAUUCCCGUCAUUAUCGCUCAACUGAUUCUACAGGCCGGCGGAUUUGUGACUGCCAUAAUUGCCGACGAUCUCGAAGCGUUUCUGGAAAGUUUCGCUCCUCUAAUGAUCAGCUUCAUGUGUAUCUCUAAGUAUAUCAAUUUCUUUUACAAUUUCGAGCAGAUGAGACGUUUGCUGGACAUAAUGCAGGACGACUGGAGAAUUUAUAAAAAGCGGAGGAACGAGUAUGAUCUGCUUAACGAACAAUACACGAUAGGGAAAAAAUUUGUCACCGGUUUCGUAGUUUCUUUACUCGGAUUCAUAACGCCGUUUGCGACCGUGCCAUUGGUGCUGAAUGCAGCUGACGCUUUAGGACUCUGCAAUAUAUCGGACGAUCGACCGUUGCCAUUCCGUAUCGAACAUUUCGUUAACGUGGACAAAUACUACAAUGUUCUCUUGAUACAUUCGUUCUUUGGCACGUUAGGGUAUACUCUGAUUGUUCUAGCUGUCAACUGCAUGAUGGUUACGUACGUUAUACACGAGAGUGGUCUUUGUGAAAUUCUAAGAGUGAGGCUAGAGAACUUCGUGGAGAUCGACACUGCGGACGUAGAUCUUCAUCCGAGUAAACGCGACGACAAAUGGUACGAAAAUGCCAGGGACUGCGUGCUAUUGCACAAACACAUAAUCGAAUUCGCCAACAUACUCGAGGACGCGAACACGACGUGUUACCUCAUCAUGAUUGGAUUCGACAUGAUUUGCAUAAGCUUCACGCAGUUUCAGACGGUGAUCAAUUUGGAAAAUCCGCCGUUGGCGCUCAGAUACGUCUCGCUCUCGGUUUGUCUGCUGUGCGACCUUUUGUUCAUCAGCUGGCCAGGGCAACAUCUGACGAAUUCUAGCGAACGUAUAUUCGAAUUUGCAACGAACGGCAAAUGGUAUCAAUCGUCGAUAAGUUGCAGGAAACUUUUGACGAUGAUGCUGGCGAGAAGUCUGAGGCCGCUGAAAUUAACAGCCUGUAAAUUGUACACUUUGAAUUUACAGAGUUUCAGUGCGGUAAGAUUUGCAUUUUGA